AUGAUCUCCAAUUCCGCACUAUUCCCGCACUGGCGGCGCAAAGCAGUCGAACGCUCGAGCAGCAGCUCUUACGAAGUGCCCUUCUAUUUGAAUGCAGCCUACUAUCCGAAUUGGCGCAUCUACCAGAAUCAGUCCCCUUCGUCGCUACGACUGGGAUUCGUCUCCCACAUCUUCUAUGCAUUUGCCUGGGUCAAAGAAGAUGGUACCGUCUAUUUGAGCGACGAAUGGGCCGACACACAGAUGCCUGUGGACGGCACAACCGGCUGUCUCCGGGCUUUCGCGCAGCUGAAACCAAAGUAUCCCAAACUAAAACUCAUUCUCUCCAUUGGCGGGGCCGGCAAAGGAAGCGAGAAUUUCGCCCGCGUGGCUUGCAGUCAUUCGUGUAUGGAGACUUUUGGGCGGACCGCACGAGCACUGGUGGACGAGUAUGGUCUCGAUGGUAUCGAUGUGGACUGGGAGCAUCCUUCCGAUGCCCACCAAGGCGCCGACUAUGUGCGCCUCCUCUCCCAGAUCCGCAAGUUUCUCCCGACCCCACGCUACCUCGUAACCUCGGCCCUCCCCGCCUCGCCCUGGUUCUUGCGACAUAUUGAUAUCUUCAAGGCCCAAACUUAUCUGGACCUCCUGAACAUCAUGACCUACGAUUUUACGGGACCCUGGACGUCAGAAACUGGCCACCACGCCCAGCUAACGAUCCCUCAAAAUACCCAACCCAACUCCAGCAAUAUCCUGUCCUGUCAGUCCAGUAUCUCAUAUAUCCUGACCAAUCAUUCUAUAAAUCCCAAAAAGCUUCUGCUGGGAAUUCCAGUCUAUGGUCGGUCCUUCUUGGGCUGUUCCGGUCCAGGCCAGCCAUACACGGGCUGUGGUGGCGAAGACGGGAUCUUCGAUUACUGUGAUCUCCCUCGACCUAGUGCGAGGGAAGUAGUCGACGAGGAAGCCGGCGCGGCAUAUUGUGUUGGCGGAACUGAUGGCGGGUUUGUCACGUAUGACACGCCGCGGACGGUGCAGAUGAAGGCAAAGUUUGUGACCAGAAUGAAGCUGGGGGGGUUGUUCUACUGGCAUAUCGGUGGGGAUAAGAAGGGAGGCAAGGGGAAGAGCUUGAUAGAAGUCGGAUACGAGAGUCUGCAUGAUAUGUGA
Molecule: messenger RNA, 1134 nt
Organism: Aspergillus saccharolyticus JOP 1030-1
Lineage: Eukaryota; Fungi; Ascomycota; Eurotiomycetes; Eurotiales; Aspergillaceae
Product: glycoside hydrolase family 18 protein
Exons: 4
Coding region: 1-1134 (377 amino acids)
Biological process (GO): carbohydrate metabolic process; chitin catabolic process
Cellular component (GO): extracellular region
Molecular function (GO): chitin binding; chitinase activity
Source: RefSeq, a predicted model, not a curated record